AUGGUAUGUAUUUGUAUAGGUGAAUAUGGGCAAACAGUACGGUCUCUAAUAUCACCGUGCUAGAUUAUUAAUAUGCGUAAAACUAACGAAAUUAGAUUGGAAGAGUUGUUCAUAUCAGUGCUGAUUUAGUAUUAUUGUCUGCUUUCUUAGCUGGGGUCAAAAGAAAUACUGGUUUAACGUAAGUAUAUAUAUUAUGACAGAUUAGUAUCAAUGGGGGUGUAGAUUAACAUGAAUAUAGGCCAAAUCUUGACUCCGCAACUAAUAGUGAAGACGUUAAAUAUUACGCGGGCAAAUAUUUAGAUUUGGGUGAAAGAAUAUUUGAUUACUCGUCGACGUACUUUGGAUCGUCAGAUUAUUUCAAGCGUAGAUAG
Molecule: messenger RNA, 371 nt
Organism: Debaryomyces tyrocola
Lineage: Eukaryota; Fungi; Ascomycota; Pichiomycetes; Serinales; Debaryomycetaceae
Source: the annotation of a GenBank genome assembly